Talaromyces rugulosus is the source of this 4590-nucleotide messenger RNA. RefSeq lists its product as uncharacterized. Gene Ontology annotation, biological process: transmembrane transport. Lineage: Eukaryota; Fungi; Ascomycota; Eurotiomycetes; Eurotiales; Trichocomaceae. The record is from RefSeq and is a predicted model, not a curated record. Gene Ontology annotation, cellular component: membrane. Gene Ontology annotation, molecular function: ABC-type transporter activity; ATP binding; ATP hydrolysis activity. The transcript is spliced from 2 exons. Bases 1 to 4590 code for a protein of 1529 amino acids.
AUGGAGGACAAGAACUACCAACUAAGUGACCAGUCAAGCGAUGUGGUCGAUGACGCCGCCAUCCGCCAUGAGCCCAUUACAGGCCCUGAAUCGACGGCCGUGUCGACCCUGGCCAGCCAUUCGCAGCUGAGCGUCGACGGCCACUGGGGCGAGAAGACCGAGGGCGACCCCGUCUCACGCCAUGGCGCAAUGGAGGAUUUCGAGGAGAUGCGGAGGGAGCUGACUCGGGUCAGUCUCCAGAGGACGCGCUCGCAAACAUCGCGCCCGCUCAGUCGACUGCGGUCCGCCGUCUCACAGAAAAGUCGGCCGGCUGAUGAGGAGGAAACCUACUCGGGAUCGGGCGACACCCAAGCCGACUUUGAUCUUGGAGAGUUUUUGAUGGGCGGCACGCUCGAGCGGAGAACAACGGCUGGAGAACCGGCCAAGAAAGUGGGCGUGAUAUUCAAGGAUUUAACGGUUAAGGGUGUGCAGGCAUCGGCAUCUUUUGUCAGGACCCUACCUGACGCCGUCAUGGGCACCUUUGGCCCCGACUUGUACCGCAUCAUCCAGCACUUUAUCCCGAGCCUGCGCAUUGGCGGCGCACCCCCAACGAGAAAUCUGAUACACGACUUCACAGGUGUUGUUCGAGAUGGUGAAAUGGUCAUGGUGCUUGGCCGCCCCGGUUCCGGCUGUUCAACUUUCCUCAAGACGAUUGCCAACAAUCGCGACGGCUAUGCGGCCGUUCUAGGAGAGGUGAGCUACGGGGGCAUUCCCGCUGAGGAGCAGCAGAAAUAUUUCCGUGGCGAGGUCAUCUACAACCCCGAGGACGACCAGCAUUUUGCUGCACUUACUGUCGAGCAGACCCUGAAAUUCUCUCUCAUGAACAAAACUAAGAAACGAGACCAAUCGAGCGUCCCCAUCAUCGUCGACGCCUUGCUCAAGAUGUUCGGUAUCAGUCAUACAAGAAACACCCUGGUCGGGAACGAGUAUGUCCGUGGUGUAUCUGGAGGUGAGAGGAAGCGUGUCAGUAUUGCUGAGACUUUGGCCACCAAGUCUACUGUAGUUUGCUGGGAUAACUCGACGCGAGGCUUGGAUGCCAGCACCGCUUUGGAUUACGCCAAAUCGUUGCGCAUCAUGACCGAUAUCAGCCGACGAACCACCUUUGUCACCCUCUACCAAGCCAGUCAAGACAUCUACGAGCUCAUGGACAAGGUCAUUGUGAUUGACCAAGGCAGGAUGUUGUACCAGGGGCCUUCUUUGGAAGCUAAGAAGUACUUUACUGAUCUCGGAUUCUACUGCCCGUCUCAAUGGACCACCGCCGAUUUCCUAACUUCGCUGUGUGAUCCCAAUGCCCGUCAAUUCCAACCGGGCAAAGAAGCAUCAACCCCCAAGACUGCCGAGGAGUUAGAAGCCAUUUUCCGGAAGAGCGACACCUACAAACGUAUUCUCGAAGACGUGACUGAUUACGAGCAACGGUUGAAAGAGACCGAGUGCUCGGACACCAAGCGAUUCCAGCAAACAGUCGGCCAAUCGAAGAGUAAGACUGUUUCAAGGAAGUCACCAUACACAGUCUCGAUUCCUAAGCAGGUCGCUGCUUGUGUUAGGCGAGAGGUGUGGCUCCUACUCGGAGACAAGACAUCCUUGUACACUAAAUUUUUUAUCCUCAUCGCCAACGCCCUGAUUGUCAGCUCGCUUUUCUACGGCGAAUCUCUUGAUACUAGCGGUGCCUUUACGAGAGGCUCUGCUAUUUUCUUCUCUGUUCUUUUCCUGGGCUGGCUCCAAUUGACCGAGCUGAUGCCCGCUGUUUCUGGCCGCACGAUGAUCCAACGACACAAGGAAUACGCUUUUUACCGUCCAUCAGCGGUGUCUAUCGCUCGAGUCGUCGUCGACUUCCCGCUCAUCUUCACCAUGGUGUCAUUUUUCACUAUCAUCGUGUACUUUAUGUGCGGGCUCGAUGUGGAUGUCUCCAAGUUUUUCAUUUACUUCCUGUUUGUGUACACGACCACCAUGUGCAUCACAUCAAUGUACCGAAUGUUUGCGGCUCUGUCGCCAACCAUUGAUGAUGCAGUCCGCUUCAGUGGAAUUGCCUUGAACUUGCUGCUCAUCUUCGUUGGAUACGUCAUCCCAAAGCCCACACUGAUCAACUCGUCAAUCUGGUUCGGCUGGCUAUUCUACGUCAACCCCAUCUCAUAUGCCUACGAAGCCGUUCUAGCCAAUGAAUUCUCCAACCGCAUGAUGGACUGUGCUCCAUCUAUGCUUGUUCCUCUAUCUGGCCCUGGCAUUGACUCGAACUACCAAAGUUGUUCUUUGACGGGCUCUCAGCUUAACGAGAAGAGCGUUUCGGGUGCCGCAUAUCUCGAGACAUCCUUUGGGUUUACUCGGGGUCACCUUUGGCGAAACUUUGGCGUUGUCAUUGCCUUUACCGUGCUUUAUAUCCUGGUCACUAUCAUUGCGAACGAAAUGAUGAGCUUCACUGGCGGUGGUGGCGGUGCUCUUGUGUUCAAGAAGUCGAAACGCACUAAGCAAAUCGCUCAAGCCGAGACAAAGAAUGGUGAUGAGGAGGGUGCUAAAACCGAGGCAGACUUGCCUCCCAGCACAUCUUCUGGAAGCGAAGAACCCAUCGGUUCUCUUUCGACCAGCGACCGUGUCUUCACCUGGAGCAAUGUUGAAUAUACGGUACCUUACGGAAAGGGCGAGCGCAAGCUGCUGAAUGGAGUUACUGGAUACGCCAAACCUGGAGUCAUGACUGCUCUUAUGGGUGCAUCCGGUGCCGGAAAAACGACUUUACUCAACACUCUGGCACAACGACAAUCGAUGGGUGUCGUUAGCGGAGAGAUGCUGGUCGAUGGACGGGCCCUAGGCCCCGAGUUCCAACGUGAAACCGGUUUCUGUGAGCAGAUGGAUUUGCAUGACGGAACAAGCACUAUUCGCGAGGCAUUGGAGUUUUCUGCAAUUCUCAGACAGGAUCGAAGCAUUCCUCGACAGGAGAAGAUUGACUAUGUCAACCGUAUUAUCAAUCUUCUCGAAUUAGAAGAAAUCCAAGACGCAAUCAUCUCUUCCCUAGGAGUCGAGCAGCGGAAGCGUGUCACUAUUGGCGUCGAACUGGCCGCCCGGCCGAAUCUGUUGCUUUUCUUGGACGAGCCUACUAGUGGUCUCGACAGCCAGGCAGCCUAUUCAAUUGUUCGCUUCUUACGCAGAAUUUGCGAUGCCGGUGGAGCUAUUGUUUGUACCAUCCAUCAACCGUCGUCUAUGUUGAUCGAGCAGUUUGACUUGAUCUUGGCUCUGAACCCCGGUGGUAAUACCUUCUUCUUUGCGCCUCCCAGCUCUGUUGUCAAGUACUUCUCCGACCGAGGAGUCACCCCACCAGAGUCGAAGAAUGUCGCCGAAUUCAUCCUUGAAACAGCCGCGAAACCUAUGAUCAGAGAUGGCAAGAAAAUUGACUGGAAUGAUGAGUGGCGCAAUUCCGCCGAGAACGCAAAUCUCAAGCAAGAAAUCCAGAGGAUCAUAGAUGAGCGAAGCAAGGUCCCUGCUCCGGAGUCUGGCAACCAAACUGAAUAUGCGGCCCCGGUCACGACUCAGACGUUUAUGCUCACCAAUCGUAUGUUUAAGCAGUACUGGCGAGACCCGUCGUACUACUACUCUAGGAUAUUUGUCAGCGUUAUUAUUGGAAUUUUCAACGGUUUUACUUUUUGGAAAUUGGGUGUUACCGUGUCGUCUAUGCAAGACCGGAUGUUCUCUGUCUUCUUGAUUAUUCUGCUGCCGCCGAUUAUCAUGAACAGUGUGCUGCCCAAAUUCUACAUGAACAGAGCACUGUGGGAAGCCCGUGAGUAUCCCAGUCGUAUCUAUGGCUGGAUCGCCUUUAGCACUGCCAACGUCGUGUGUGAAAUCCCAAUUGCUGUCGUGACCUCUGUUAUAUACUUUGUCUUGUGGUACUACCCCGCCGGUCUCCCGACGGAUUCGAGCUCUGCUGGUUAUGUGUUCCUGAUGAGCAUGCUCUUCUACAUGUUCCAGGCUAGCUGGGGGCAAUGGAUUUGUGCAUUUGCGCCGUCGUUCACCGUCAUUGCCAACGUCCUGCCCUUUUUCUUCGUCAUGUGCAACUUGUUCAACGGUAUCGUCCGCCCAUACAGCACCUACCCGGUAUUUUGGAAAUACUGGAUGUACUACGUGAACCCAGUGACCUGGUGGCUCCGCGGUGUCCUAUCCAGCAUCCUCCCAUCCGUCACGCACAUCGAGUGCGCCGACAGUGAAAUAACCUACUUCAACGCUCCCCCCGGCCAGACCUGCCAAGACUACGCUGGCGACAGCAUCCUACAGGGCUACCUGACCAACGGCAGCGCAACAUCCAUCUGCGGCUACUGCCCUUACAAGGACGGGGCCGAGUACAUGCAUACCCUCAACGUGCACGACGACGACAAGUGGAAGUGCUUUGGCAUUUUCCUCGCCUUUGUGAUUAUCAACUGGGCCCUCAUCUACUUCUUCAUCUACACCGUGCGCAUCCGCGGUUGGUCCUUUGGCAUGGGCUUUGUCUUUGGCUUGUUUGGCACGGCUAUCAGCAGUGUCAAGUAUGCUAUAACUAGCCCGUUUUCGAGCAAGAAGGAUGACACUGCUUGA